Molecule: messenger RNA, 2655 nt
Organism: Hipposideros armiger (great roundleaf bat)
Lineage: Eukaryota; Metazoa; Chordata; Mammalia; Chiroptera; Hipposideridae
Gene: LMBR1L
Product: limb development membrane protein 1 like
Exons: 15
Coding region: 828-2126 (432 amino acids)
Biological process (GO): signal transduction; receptor-mediated endocytosis
Cellular component (GO): plasma membrane
Molecular function (GO): transmembrane signaling receptor activity
Source: RefSeq, a predicted model, not a curated record
CUCCUGAGCACCUGGCACUAGUAGCCUUUAGAAGCUGAGAUCUAGUGAGGCCCUGGAGCUGGGGAGGGCAGGAAGUGCGGUAUCACAAAGUAAAGAGAACGUUUCUGCUUCCACCCCAUUUCUGGCUUCUUCCAGCUUUACCCCACCCUGGGGAUGCUUGGAAAAGCUGUUCUUCCUGUCUCUCUGGUUAGAGCAGGAGUUUCUGGGAUCCUCAUGGCCAGGAACUGUCAGCUGGGGCCUGAGUCACCAUAAAUGGCUGCAGCUUGGCUUCACCUCCCAGCAGUCAUUGGGAAGGGGAUAGGGUGGGAUGAAGACUCUUAGAAACAGAGCAGGAGAUGGGGAAGGUGGAACCCCUGAAGGAGGGGCAUGCUUGGUUCUAAGAGGAUGGGCCUUACUCCAGGCUGCUAUUAUUCACUAACAAGUAUAGAGAAAACUACAGAGAUGAUCCCUCUGGGUCAACAGAUUACAAGAAAGCAAACUUCCCUCCUUGAUGGACCAAGUAGAGAAAAAUGUCCCUUCUUUUCAGCCAUUGCAGCCCAGGACAUAGGUCUAUAAACCUGGGUUUCCGCCCCCUUCCCCCGCUUUGCUUUAGUACCUUCAUGCAGGGCAUAGCCAUGUGGGGUGACUCUGCUCUUAUUUGUGCUGAAGAAAGCAAGCUCAGAAAUCCACAUCCCUGAGCAGAGAAGAGAAGCCAGGCACCUUAGCUUGGCAUCAUGCCUGAUUCACCCUACAGGCAUGCAUGGGAGGAUCACAUUCCUGGGGACAGUCUGGGCAAGUGACAUGGCAGGUGACCAGAUUCCCAUGAAUGCCUGAGUUGUGCCUAUCCUAUGUGCCAAGGCUUCCCCUGGAAGCUCGAGCUCUGCACCUUUACCCUGGCGGUUGCCCUGGGUGCUGUCCUGCUCCUGCCCUUCUCCAUCAUCAGCAAUGAGGUGCUACUCUCACUGCCUCGGAACUACUACAUCCAGUGGCUCAACGGCUCCCUCAUCCAUGGCCUCUGGAACCUCGUUUUUCUCUUCUCCAACCUGUCCCUUAUCUUCCUCAUGCCCUUUGCGUACUUCUUCACUGAGUCUGAGGGCUUUGCUGGAUCCAGAAAGGGUGUCCUGGGCCGGGUCUACGAGACGGUGGUGAUGUUGAUGCUCCUCACUCUGCUGGUGCUGGGUAUGGUAUGGGUGGCAUCAGCCAUUGUGGACAACAAGGCCAGCAGGGAGUCCCUCUAUGACUUCUGGGAGUACUACCUUCCCUACCUCUACUCUUACAUCUCCUUCCUUGGGGUCCUGCUGCUCCUGGUGUGUACUCCGCUAGGUCUCGCCCGCAUGUUCUCCGUCACUGGGAAGCUGCUGGUCAAGCCCCGGCUGCUGGAAGACCUGGAGGAGCAACUGUACUGCUCUGCCUUUGAGGAAGCAGCUUUGACCCGCAGGAUUUGUAAUCCCACCUCUUGCUGGCUGCCUUUGGACAUGGAGCUGCUGCACAGACAGGUCCUGACUCUGCAGGCACAGAGAGUUCUGCUGGAGAAGCGGCGGAAGGCUUCAGCCUGGCAGCGGAACCUGGGCUACCCCCUGGCCAUGCUGUGUUUGCUGGUACUGACGGGACUAGCUGUGCUCAUUGUGGCCAUCCACAUCCUGGAGCUGCUCAUCGAUGAGGCUGCCAUGCCCCGGGGCAUGCAGGGUGCUUCCCUGGGCCAGGUCUCCUUCUCCAAGCUGGGGUCCUUUGGUGCCGUCAUUCAAGUUGUACUCAUCUUUUACCUGAUGGUAUCCUCAGUCGUGGGAUUCUACAGCUCUCCACUCUUCCGGGGCCUGCGGCCCAGAUGGCAUGACACAGCCAUGACACAGAUAAUCGGGAACUGUGUCUGUCUCCUGGUCCUAAGCUCAGCACUUCCUGUCUUCUCUCGAACUCUGGGGCUCACUCGCUUUGACCUGCUGGGUGAUUUUGGACGCUUCAACUGGCUGGGCAAUUUCUACAUCGUGUUCCUCUACAAUGCAGCAUUCACGGGCCUCACCACUCUCUGUCUGGUGAAGACCUUCACUGCAGCUGUGCGGGCAGAGCUGAUCCGGGCCUUUGGGCUAGACAGACUGCCAUUGCCUGUCGCCGGUUUCCCCCGGGCAUCUAGGAAGACCCAACACCAGUGACCUCCAGUUGGAGUUGGAAGGGAGAAAACUGGACACUGCUAUCUGCUGCCCAGGCCUGGAGGACCACCUGGGCGGGGUGAUGGACCUUAGGACCUGGAAAGGGUUGGUGGUAGAGGGGAGAUGAGCCAUCUGCGCUGUUGCAUAACCUGAGCCAGAGUUUGGGACCAGGCCCCCCCCCCCUGCUUUUCCAGAUUUAACUCUGAGACUCAGUAUGGGGUGGGACUGGGUGACUGGGUCUGCCUCCUGGUCCCAAAUCCGUUUACACAUCAAUCUGCCUCACUGCUGUUCUGGGCCAUGCCCAUAGCCAUGUUUACAUGAUUUGAUGUGCAAUAGGGUGGGGUGGGGACAGGGGAGGGACUGAAAAGGGGCAGUUGGGAGGCAGAUUGUCUCUGCCUCUGGCCCAGAAGAACCUAAGCACUGUGCUAUCCUGGAGGGGUUUUGGACCACCGGAGAGACAAGGGCAUGGGGAGGAAAGAGCCACAACCAUCAGCAAUAAAGUUGAUCCCAAGGUUUGCUUUGGUUUUUUAAA